CGUUUCGGGGGUGAGGAGAGAUCCGGGGGUCCCUCCCGUGACCCCCCCGGGGCUUUCGGGACUCGGCGGCAGUUUUUCGGGGACGGCUUCGGGGGGCUCCGGGGGUCCGAAGGCGAAGGGCGGCGCUUGCCGGGGGGUGUAGGGAGGCGUCCAGGUUUCGGUUGCUGCUCCCCCCGGCACGUCGGGGGCCAAACGGGUGCCCACGGCCAAACCCACGCCGAUGCUGGCCCCCAAGGCCAGCCCCACGGCGGGACCCACGGCGUUGGUUCUGAUGGCACCCAGCCCGACGCCGGAUCCGGCACCGGCCGCCAUGUUCGCUCCGACGCCGGUGCUGAUGGUGGGUGGAAGGGCGGAGUCAGCGUUGGCCCCGAGGCCGAGUCUGACACCAGUGCUGACGUCGGUUCCGAGUCCAACGUUGGCUCCGAUGGCGAAGCCGAGGGCAGAUCCGAUGCCGGCAGCACCGCCGGCUCCAAGUCCGGCACCGACGGCGAGCCCAACGCCGGUGCUGAUGUCCGGUCCUGGCGCAGAGUUGUUGGCUCCAACGUUGGCUCCAAGACCCAAUCCGACACCGGGUCCGAGAGCGGAGCCGACACCGGUGCUGAGGUUGGCUCCAACGGCGGCUCCGGCGCCGGCACCGACAGCCGAUGGGAUGGGAGCGCCGCUGUUGGCUGCAGCGCCGAGUCCAAUGGCAACAUCGACCUCAGAGCCAAGCGUAGAACCAACGUUGGCAGCAACACCGGCUCCCAUGGCAAGUCCAGCACCGGAUCCAAGCGUAGAACCAACGUUGGCACCAACGCCGGCUCCAACAGCGAGUCCAACACCAGAUCCAAGAGAAGAGCCAACACUGGCGCUGACGCCGGCUCCCACGGCAAGUCCAGCAACGGAUCCAAGAGUAGAGCCAACGUUGGCACCAACACCGGCUCCCAUGGCAAGUCCAACACCAGAUCCAAGAGUAGAACCAGCACUGGCACCAACGCCGGCUCCUAUGGCAAGUCCAGAUCCAAGAGUAGAACCAACGUUGGCACUGACACCGGCUCCAAUGCCAAGUCCAGAUCCAUGUGCAGAGCCAACGCUGGCACCGACGCCGGCUCCAACAGCAAGGCCAACCCCGGAUCCAAGAGUAGAGCCAACACUGGCGUUGACACCGGCUCCAACAGCAAGGCCGACACCAGGUCCGACACCAGAUCCGAGAGCAGAGCUGACAUUGGACUCGAGAGCAGCUCCAAGGCCAAGUCCGACCGUAGAUCCAAGAGUGGAGGCGGCGUUGGUUCCGAUGUUGGCUCCAAGGCCGAGUCCGACGCCGGCACCGACGCCGGUUCCAACGCUGGCACCCACAGUGAGUCCAACGCCGGCGCUGAGGUCGGUUGGAAGGGCGGAACCGACGGCUCCGAUGCCGAGCCCAACGCUGGCUCUGAUGCCGCCGCCGAGCCCAGAUCCGAUGUUGGCACCGAUGUCGAGAGCCACGCCGGCUCCAAGUCCGUGGGCAGCGUCUGCCCCGGCGUCGGUUUGGAGGCCAGCUGCCAUGCCAUCUGCAGCGCCGGGCCCGAGGGCGCCUGCGAUAUCGGCCCCAAGAGAGGAGCCAACACCGGGGCUGCCGCCCGCCGCCACGCCGAGGCCGACGUCGACUCUGAUGCCGGCGCUGAUGUCAGCACCAAGGCCGUGUCCAACACCGUCUCCAAGACCACGGCCAACGUCCAUCCCAACGCCGGGCUCGGCGGCGGCCCCAAGGCCAAUCCCGAGGCCGUGUCCCACGCCGGAUCCAAGAGAAGGGUCGACGUUGGCCGCGGCGCCGGCCCCCAGGCCGUGUUCCAUGGCGGCUCCGAGCCCAGAUCCCACGUUUGUUCUGAGUCCGUGUCCGACACCGGCGCCAACACCGGGUCCAACGUCGGCUGCGGCGUUGGCUCCGUGUCCGACGUCAGCUCCGACUCCGUGCCCAACGCUGACCCCGAGGCCAAGGCCAACUCUGGCUCCACCACCGGCUCCAAGCUCGGCUCCCAGCAUGAGAUCAACUCCAGAUCCGACACCGGGGCCAACAUCCAGACCGGCGCCGACGCCGAGAUCCCCGCCGGCUCCGAUGUCUGCUCCAGGGAAAUCAAAGCUGGGAGCAAAGGAAUCCGGGGGUCCUGGGGGGGCUUCAGCUGCCAGUUGCUGCCGCAGACACCAGGCUUCGGCCUCGCUGUGGGAGAAAACGAGGCAUUAGUGGUGCAGGCCAAUAAUGGGGUCUGCCGUGGGGGCACCUUUGGGUGCUGCACUGACCUGAUGAUGAAGUUGUGGGCGAGUAGGGCCGGGCCCUCGGGGCGCAGGCGGGUGUAG
Meleagris gallopavo (turkey) is the source of this 2313-nucleotide messenger RNA. NCBI's taxonomy places the organism in Eukaryota, Metazoa, Chordata, Aves, Galliformes, Phasianidae. The record is from RefSeq and is a predicted model, not a curated record.